This is a messenger RNA of Rubroshorea leprosula, 597 nucleotides long. NCBI's taxonomy places the organism in Eukaryota, Viridiplantae, Streptophyta, Magnoliopsida, Malvales, Dipterocarpaceae. The record is from the annotation of a GenBank genome assembly.
AUUAUGUAGGGCCUAAAUUGGAUGUUGGGCCUAUUCCAACAGUUGGUGAAUGUGGGAUGACAUUUGGGCGAUGUCAAGGAAGGCUGAUAAAGAAGGCAAGGCAGUUGUUGGGUUUUUGCAGGUGGAUGAAGAUGAAGAAGGCAUAGCUGCUGGGUUCGAAAUCGAACCCAGCAAGCAAUCGAACCUAGCAUCAAACCCAGCAGCCGCUGGGUUCCUGCAGUGCUGGGUUCGAUUUCGAACCCAGCAGGCACUGUGUUCAAGCUGGGUUCCUGCAGGUGCUGGGUUUGAUUUUGAACCCAGCAGGCACUGGGUUCCGUUUCUAACCCAUGGAUCUGUUGAGUUCCAUUUGUUUCAAACUCAGCAGUCGUUAGGUGCUGGAUUCGAUUUCAAACCUAGCAAGCGUUGGGUUUUGUUUCCAACCCAACUGCAGUUGGAUCGAAAGAUCUAUUGAUUUCUAUCUGUUGGUUUGUUAUGUUAUUCUCGGAUUUAAUAUUAGGAAAUGUUAGGGUUUGCAGAAGGUGAAAGGAAAGGGAGAGGAAGAAGAAAGGGAAAAAGAAAAACAAAGAAAGAAAAAAAAAAGAAAAUUUUUAAAGUAAU